Molecule: messenger RNA, 2440 nt
Organism: Pogona vitticeps (central bearded dragon)
Lineage: Eukaryota; Metazoa; Chordata; Lepidosauria; Squamata; Agamidae
Source: RefSeq, a predicted model, not a curated record
GGAGGCCUCCAAGCAGCCCCACCGAGAUGGGCUCCCGGAAGCGCAGCUUCACCUUUGGGGCCUACGGAGGGGUGGACAAGACAACCGUCUACCCCUGGAACCAGCGCUGGAAGAAUGAUGGGCCACUUCAGUCCUCCUCCUUCAGCAACCCCUUAGAGGCGCCUCGGGUGGGCUCGUUUCCCCCACACACUGCUCUCCACCACCCCAAGAACACAGAAUUGUUUGAAAUGAUUGAAAAGAUGCAGGGAAGCAGGAUGGACGAACAGCGGUGCUCCUUCCCUCCUCCUCUCAAGACGGAAGAGGAUUACAUCCCGUAUCCCAGCGUCCACGAGGUUCUGGGCCGAGAGGGCCCAUUCCCUCUCAUCUUGCUGCCCCAGUUUGGGGGCUACUGGAUCGAAGGCACCAACCACGAGCUGAGCAGCAUCCCCGAGACGGAGAAGCUCCAGUCUCCCACCUCCAAGGUGAAGCUGGAAUGCAACCACCUGGCCAGGAUCUACAGGAAGCACUUUCUGGGCAAGGAGCACUUCAACUACUACUCCGUCGACACGGCGUUGGGUCACCUCGUUUUCUCCCUCAAGUACGACGUGAUUGGCGACCAAGAGCACUUGCGCCUCCUCCUGCGGACCAAAUGCAGGACCUACCACGACGUCAUUCCCAUCUCCUGCCUGACGGAGUUCCCCAACGUCGUCCAGAUGGCAAAGCUGGUGUGUGAAGACGUGAACGUCGACCGAUUUUACCCUGUUCUUUACCCAAAGGCCUCUCGGCUGAUUGUGACCUUCGACGAGCACGUCAUCAGCAAUAACUUCAAAUUUGGCGUCAUCUACCAGAAGCUCGGGCAGACUUCAGAGGAGGAACUUUUCAGCACGACGGAGGAGAGCCCCGCCUUCGUGGAGUUUCUAGACUUCUUGGGCCAGAAGGUCAAGCUGCAGGAUUUCAAGGGAUUUCGAGGCGGCCUGGAUGUGACCCACGGACAGACGGGGACCGAGUCCGUCUACUGCAACUUCCGGAACAAGGAGAUCAUGUUCCAUGUCUCGACCAAGUUGCCUUACACGGAAGGGGACGCCCAGCAGCUGCAGAGGAAGCGCCACAUCGGGAACGACAUUGUCGCCAUCGUCUUCCAGGACGAGAACACCCCCUUCGUGCCCGACAUGAUCGCCUCCAACUUCUUGCACGCCUACGUGGUGGUGCAGGCCGAGAGCCCUUGCUCCGACAACACCCUCUACAAGGUCUCUGUCACAGCCCGGGAUGACGUGCCGUUUUUUGGGCCUCCGCUCCCCAACCCGGCUGUUUUCCGGAAGGGGCCCGAGUUCCAGGACUUCCUCCUGACCAAACUCAUCAACGCGGAGUACGCCUGCUACAAAGCGGAGAAGUUCGCCAAACUGGAGGAGCGGACGAGGGCGGCCCUCCUGGAGACCCUCUACGAGGAGCUCCAUCUCAACAGCCAGUCCAUGAUGGGCCUCGGGGGCGACGAGGACAAGAUGGAGAACGGCAGUGGGAGUGGCGGGGGCUUCUUUGAAUCUUUCAAGCGGGUCAUCCGCAGCCGCAGCCAGUCGAUGGAUGCCAUGGGGCUCAGCAGCAAGAGGCAGAUCGUCUCCUCCAGCCAUAGCGGCAGCUUCGGCCACAACAACCCGGACAUCGCCAAGGCCGCAGGGAUUUCAUUGCUUGUCCCUGGGAAAGCAUCAAGUAGGCAUGGACGCCGAGGCAGCGCCAUAGGAAUAGGAACGAUAGAAGAGUCUCUGAUCGUUCCUGGGAAGAGUCCGACGCGGAAAAAGUCCGGGCCCUUCAGCUCCCGGCGGAGCAGUGCCAUCGGCAUCGAGAACAUUCAGGAGGUGCAAGAGAAAAGGGAGAGCCCCACUGGGCCUCCGAAGACCCCAGACGGCGGCCACAUCUCUCAGGAGCCCAAGUCUGAGAACCCGUCCCCUCAGAGCUCGCCAGAGAUGCCGACCACCAAGAACAGGGGAGAUCCUGCUGCCUCCAAGCCGGACCCUGCCCGGGACUUCUCGCGCUCCUCCUCCAGCGCCAGCAGCUUCGGCAGCGUGGUGGAAGAACAAGAGGGGGGACAUGAUGACGACCCCGGGAUGGAGAGCCAGUCCUCGUCAGGAACCCCCCACAAGCGAGACUCCUUCAUCUACAGCACCUGGCUGGAUGACAGCCUCAGCACCACCAGCGGAGGCAGCUCUCCAGGUCCUUCUCGCUCCCCUCAACCAGACCCCAGGAAGUCUGCAGAUUCCUCUUGUCCAGAAAUCAAAAUCCACCUGGAACAAUCAGAUCAGCCAUUGCCCCACCUGAGCUGCUAGCCCUUCCUCCCAACCAGAGUCCAUGGACGUGCCUCCCCCCACCCCACCAAGCACACGGUGAAGAAGCACAAGCUGAGGGAGCUGCGGAAGGCCCCCUUCUUUGUCACGGUGCAGGACGACUGUCCGGCGGGCAAAACCGGCUU